AUGCAGCACUCGCAGAGCGAUGUCGCCCUCGGCACCAACGGCAGCUGGGCCGACCUCAAAGUCGCCGAAGGACUCAAGAAACGCUGCAACACGGCGCAGAACCUCCAGUUCUAUGUUGAAGAGCAGAAGCGCCUGUACCACGAGCUGCCGUUCUCGGUCCUCCCGGGCAUGCGCCGCCAGUCGUUCCAGCGCGAACGCAGCUCUUCCAACCUCAAGACGCGCAGCUCCUGGGGCUCCUUCACGAACCUCGUGGCCAGGGGCGAAGACCAGCCGCUGCUCGGCGGCGACGACGAGUUCCCCGAGCCGGGCUACACCUUCCCCUUGCUCCUGAGCUGCGGCGUUGCACUCAUGAGCGCGUUCCAGUUCGGCUACAAUACCGGCGUCACGGGGGGCGUGAAUCCGGAUAUUAUCUUUCCAGGGCACUCGGAUAUGCAGUGGGCCAUCUGUGUCUCGAUCUUUGCCAUUGGCGGGCCCAUUGGCUCGCUCACGGCUGGCCAAGUGAGCGCCGCACUCGGGCGGAAAAAGGCGCUGCUCGUGGAUUCGUUCCUCUUCAUUAUAGCAGGCGCGAUGAUGGCGCUCUCGGUCAACAUUUACGCGCUGAUUCUCGGCCGAUUUCUUGUCGGAUUCGCUUCUGGCACGGUCAGUGUCGUCGUGCCGCUGUAUCUGGGUGAACUCGCGCCGCCGAAUCUACGCGGAGCUCUGGGUACCGGGUAUCAGCUCUUUAUGGUCAUUGGCGUCUUGGUUGCUGGUCUAUUGGCGUUCAGCUUUUCGGGAGAAAGUGAUGGACUUACUCAGCCUGGGUGGCGCUUCUUGUUCGGGUUCACGGCGAUUCCAGGAAUCUUACAGCUCGCUCUGGCCUCCCUCUUGACAGAAAGUCCGCGCUGGCUACUUACCAAGAACCGACCGAAGGAAGCAGCGGACAUUCUGCGUCGCUUGCGUGGAUCGAAUGACGUGUAUGAGGAAAUCGACAGUAUUUGCUCGGCUAGUGACAACGAAUCGGGUGCCAACACGGGCAUCUGGGCCGUGCUCACGGACAAGAGCGUGCGCUUUCCACUCGUGGCAGCUGUUGUGCUGCAAAUAUCGCAGCAGUUUAGCGGCAUCAAUGCCGUCAUGUUUUACGCGAGCUCGUUCUUCAAGAACGUGGGCUUGAAAGACCCUCUAGUCGGAGCUACGCUCGUAUAUACGGUGAACGUCAUCGCCACGGGUGUUGCACUCGUUCUCAUGGACACGGCCGGUCGCCGCCCGUUGCUGAUCUAUUCUGCCACUGGGAUGAUCGUCUCAAGUGUCGUGCUGACGCUAGGCUUGAUGGACGCCCUUCCGUUUGCAAGCAUGGUCAGCGUGGGCGGUGUCAUGUGCUUUGUAUGGUUCUUCGAGAUCGGGUUGGGUCCAAUUCCGUGGUUGAUUGUCGCGGAGAUGUUCCCUGCCAAGCCGCGGCCGACAGCCAUGAGCAUUGCCACGAUGGUGAACUGGUUGUGCAGCUUCCUGGUAGGGCUCUUGUUCCCGACCAUGCAAAGCACCCUAGGCCAGUACACGUUUGUGCCCUUCGGCAUUUCGCUGUGCUUGGCGCUCGCCUUCAUCUUCAAGUACGUGCCAGAGACGAAGGGGAAGACCAUUCAGGAGAUCCAGGAGGAGCUCCAAAUGAAGCAGCAGUCCAUGAAGUGA
Messenger RNA from Peronospora matthiolae, 1662 nucleotides. Lineage: Eukaryota; Oomycota; Peronosporomycetes; Peronosporales; Peronosporaceae. The record is from the annotation of a GenBank genome assembly.